AUGUCUGGAAAUCAAAAUAGGUCAAAUGAACCUAAUCGUGAGGAACAGGGUCGGGAUCGAUUAAUGUCCUUUGACUCGAACUCCUCGGAUCAGUCGUCCAUUUCUAUACCUAGCUCAACCGCUUCGCUCCAUUCAAUGGACAACCCCACAAAAGGCAAUUUCCGUCCCAACAUCAGGGCAGGAGCAUUAGCCUUAGAAAGAAUACAGGAAGUGUCGGCAGACAUCGAACAGCAAAGAACGGACCGCAGACCGGUAGAGGAAGAAGACGAAGUAGACCAAGAGGACGAUGAUGAUGUUCAGUUCGGUGGGAUCCGUAAAUGGGCCCAAGGCGCCGACGAACCCAAGACCAGAA
Messenger RNA from Cinara cedri, 352 nucleotides. The record is from the annotation of a GenBank genome assembly. NCBI's taxonomy places the organism in Eukaryota, Metazoa, Arthropoda, Insecta, Hemiptera, Aphididae.